Molecule: messenger RNA, 1688 nt
Organism: Triticum aestivum (bread wheat)
Lineage: Eukaryota; Viridiplantae; Streptophyta; Magnoliopsida; Poales; Poaceae
Product: cyclin-B1-1
Exons: 8
Coding region: 470-1459 (329 amino acids)
Source: RefSeq, a predicted model, not a curated record
CACCCCUCCUCCCUCCUCCCAAUCUCCUCGCCGCCGCCACCUCCUCCUCCCUGUCCUCGGCCCCUCCUGAUCCACCUCCUCCCCGUCCUCUCCCACCCACCGCCGACCUCGUCGUCCUCCUCACCCACCGACGCCAACCUCGUCCUUCCCCUUCUCUCCCACGCACCACGGCUGCCAAACCUAGCCCUCUCCCUCCCUUAGAUCUCAGUCCGCUGCUGCCCCAACCCAAUCCCUACCCCCACGUAGCCCAACCCAAUCCGCCGCCGUACUCUUCUCCAGUCACACCGGCGACCUCCAACCUCAUCGCCAGCAGCCCAUCCCCUCUUCUCCUAGAUCCACUCGGGCUACUCAUGUUGUGGCCAGAUCCGGCAGGAACUCCCUCCCUCCCACCUCGCUCCGCAUCCCGAUCCAUACGCACACACAGACAGAGCUUUGGGAGCUCCUGCUCGGCUGCUCAUGGCCACGGUCCAUGGACGUCGCGGACGUGCGGGGGGUGCUGCUGUACCGGGCCGGGCUGGUCACGGCCGCCGCGUCCGUCCUGGUGGCCACCUCGAGGGCGUUCCUGCCCGAGGCGAACACUGUCGGCGACGCUGUCCGGCAGGGCGCCGACCUCUUCUACGCCGUCGGGGCCGAGGGGGCUCACUUCCCCCUCCACACGCAGUUCACCGUCCUCAGCCACGUGCUCUCGGCGCGCUCCAAGUUUGCAGCCAGAAUCACCGAAGAGCCAGCGAUCCAGGACAUCGACAAGCUUGACGGUGACAACCAGCUCGCCGUCGUCGACUACAUCGAGGAUAUCUACAAAUUCUACAAAGUCGCCGAGGGACUACAUGGACUCCCAGCGGAGAUCAACGCCAAGAUGUGGGGCAUCCUCAUCGACUGGAUCCUGGAAGUGCACCAGAAGUUCGACAUGAUGCCCGAGUCGCUGUAUCUCACGGUGUAUAUCAUCGACAUGUACCUGUCGCUGCAGUCCGUGCUCCGGCGGGAGCUGCAGCUGGUGGGCGUCUCCGCCCUACUCAUCGCCUGCAACUACGAGGAGAUUUGGGCUCAUGAGGUGAAUGAUUUCAUCUUGAUCUCCGACAGCGCAUACACCCGGGAGCAGAUUCUGAAGAUGGAGAAGGCCAUCCUGAACAUGCUGGAGUGGAACCUGACGGUGCCCACGCCCUACGUCUUCCUCGUCCGUUUCACCAAGGUCGCAUGCUCCUCCUCCUCCGAUCAGAAGCACGAUAAGGAGUGCGAACACGGAUCAGUUGCUGCUAUAAACCCAACAAUUCGGAGGAGGAAUGCACGAGAAGCGAGUCCCCCAGUGAUGCCAAGACCUGAUGAAGCCAUGAUGCUUACCUCGCUGGAGCGUAUCAACCCUGGCCAUGGUACCACAUUCUUAGUCAUGAGAUGCCUUUGUUCAGCCUCUACAAACAAGAGCUCCAACCUGAAAGUGAAGAAAGCGGAAGUAUACUUGUAGAGCCUUUGUUCUAGAGCGCCAAGACAAAUUUGAAGUGCAAAGCCAUGAAGCCAAGUGCGAAGCUGUGAUGCCAGAGAUUUGUUUGUUCUGUUUGACUGUAAUAGGCUGUAGAGAUUGUGACAUUGUAAUAGAUCUAGUGUUAUUUGAUAAAUUAUGUUUGUUUUGUUUGAAAUAGUGAUUUAAAAAAUUAUCAAAUGGAAACUUGAUUAGUGGGAUCCACUUACCAACA